UAUGGGUUCUUUGAUGCAGAUGAAGGAUUUGGGGACAGAGGACUUGGCAGGUCGUGAAGGGGUCCAACUUUUGGGAUUGCUGAACCUUUACUUGGAACAGGAACAGAGAUUCCAACCACGAGAAAAAGGGCUGAGCUUGAUAGAGGCUACCCCGGAGAAUGAUAACACUUUGUGUCCAAGAUUGAGAAAUGCCAAAGUAGAAGAUUUAAGGAGUUUAACCAACUUUUUUGGAUCUUGCACUGAAACGUUUGUCCUGGCUGUCAAUAUUUUGGACAGAUUUUUGGCUCUUAUGAAGGUGAAACCUAAACAUUUGUCUUGUAUUGGAGUAUGUUGUUUUUUACUGGCUGCUAGAAUAGUUGAAGAAGAAUGCAAUAUUCCAUCCACUCAUGAUGUAAUCCGGAUUAGUCAAUGUAAAUGUACUGCCUCUGACCUAAAAAGGAUGGAAAAAAUAAUUUCAGAAAAAUUGCACUAUGAGUUGGAAGCUACUACUGCCUUAAACUUUUUGCACUUAUACCACACUAUUGUCCUUUGUCGUGCUUCAGAAAGAAAAGAAACACUGAGCCUUGAUAAGCUAGAAGCUCAGCUGAAAGCCUGCAGCUGCCGACUUGUGUUUUCAAAAGCAAAACCAUCUGUAUUAGCUUUGUGCCUUCUCAAUUUGGAAGUACAAACAUUGAAAUCCAUUGAAUUACUGGAAAUUCUUCUACUUGUUAAAAAACAUUCCAAGGUUAAUGACACCGAGUUCUUUUACUGGAGGGAGUUAGUUUCUAAAUGCCUCGCUGAAUAUUCUUCUCCGGAAUGCUGCAAACCAGAUCACAAGAAGCUGGUUUGGAUUGUCUCACGGCGCACAGCUCAGAACCUCCACAACAGCUACUAUAGUGUUCCUGAGUUGCCAACAAUACCGGAGGGGGCUUGUUUUGAUGAAAGUGAGAGUGAGGACUCUGGUGAAGAUAUGAGUUGUGGAGAAGAGUGUCUCGGCAGCUCUCCCAGCCGGGAUCAAGAAUGCACCUUCUUCUUCAACUUCAAAGUGGCGCAGGCACUGUGCUUUCCAUCUUAGAAAUCUAAUUGUUCUGCGUCAGAAUUCACAGGUUUCAAAGCAAUAAAUGGGGAGUAGGUAGCUUUCUGGUCCACCCCCCAUCUAGAUAGGAAUGGAAUUACCUACCUUCUGUUUAUUAUCACUCAGAUCAGACCUGGCCUAUUUUCGUAUUUAAUCCUAAACCAUCAAAUGGAUUAGUGCCUCGAAAUGAUUGAAAAUAUUGAAGACGUUGGCACUUUAUUUUCUUCGUCGAUCUUUGGCUACUUAGGGGAGGAGGGAAAGGGCAGUUUCUUAAAAUUUACUACUUUUUAAGAUUUUUAAAGAUGAAUAAUGUCAGUUAUCUUAAACUUUUUAAAUAAAAUCUUCAGGUGUCUUUAUGUAAACAGAUUGGAAGUGUGCAAAUGCUUCCUUAGCAGGGACAAUGGAUAACCCUUUAAUGGUUUAUCUUAGAACUUCCUCAACCCCAUUCUCAGCAGAGAAAACACUCUUCAAUGCCCAACACCCUUUUGUUGUUGUUUUUCUAAAUGAUCAAUGUGUACUGCUGCAGACCUUCUAAAGUUAGGAAUUAUAAUCUAUAUUUCUGUGAAUUUUAGUAUAUAAUGUCAUUGAUGUUUCUGCUAAAGCAGAAAUACUUGACAGGCUAGGGCUGUUAGUUGCAUUCUUAAUGUCUAAGUAUUGUCAGACUAUAGUAUUAUUUUAAUGUGUUAAUAAAUGAAUCCAGAAUCUGCUAGUUUUGCAUGCACCUGUACAAAAUCAGUGCAGGAAGUUGAACAGAAUUAGGUAACUGUGGACUUGAUAAAUGUUGAUCUAGUAGAACAUUUAAUUUUCUUAUAUUAAAAAUGUCUGCAUGGUUGCUUUUUACUUCAUUUAUUAUUUACAUUUCAGAAAUAAUGGUAUUAGUAUAUGAGUACCAAAAGGGAAUAUGAAGAACAAGAAAAGUGUAGUAUUAUAGUUUUAAACAUAUCUGUGUGGGUGGUUCAUUCAUAAGAAUGGGAAUAUAUGAACUCUGUACACAUUAGAUUUUGUACAGAGACUUUUUUAACUUUAUAAAAUGUAUAUGACAAUGUAAAUCUUAAAAGAUGUACAUAAAAUACUGUAUUUUUUUUACCGUGUGUGAUAGUCUAGUCGUUGCAUGUAAAUAUAACUUAUUGCGCAUUCUAUAUUAUAAAUCAAACAUUGAUGACUUACUUUUUUAUUGGUAAGUCAUCAUCGGGAUGUUUUUCUGCAGUGGGUUUUUGAAGUGAUAACAUUACAAAUAAAAAUAUUAAUAAAUUGUA
Molecule: messenger RNA, 2310 nt
Organism: Echinops telfairi (small Madagascar hedgehog)
Lineage: Eukaryota; Metazoa; Chordata; Mammalia; Afrosoricida; Tenrecidae
Gene: CCNG2
Product: cyclin G2
Exons: 7
Coding region: 2-1054 (350 amino acids)
Biological process (GO): regulation of cyclin-dependent protein serine/threonine kinase activity; mitotic cell cycle phase transition
Cellular component (GO): cytoplasm; nucleus; cyclin-dependent protein kinase holoenzyme complex
Molecular function (GO): cyclin-dependent protein serine/threonine kinase regulator activity
Source: RefSeq, a predicted model, not a curated record